Molecule: messenger RNA, 1996 nt
Organism: Lycium barbarum (goji berry)
Lineage: Eukaryota; Viridiplantae; Streptophyta; Magnoliopsida; Solanales; Solanaceae
Product: probable transcription factor KAN2
Exons: 6
Coding region: 306-1511 (401 amino acids)
Biological process (GO): regulation of DNA-templated transcription; abaxial cell fate specification
Cellular component (GO): nucleus
Molecular function (GO): transcription cis-regulatory region binding
Source: RefSeq, a predicted model, not a curated record
ACUUCACACGAAAGAAACAACCAUUCACUUCCUCAUUUCUCCUCCACUCUCUCUCUUGUUCAUAUCUCAAAUCCUUACAACUACUACUAUUACCUUUCUUUUGAUCUAACACAACAAACCCUAUCUCAAGAAAAAUCCCAAAUUUCCUCUUCUCUCUCCCUCUUUUUAACCUGAAACUCUUCUUAGCUUCAUUCAUUUUAUCAAUCUUUCUCAAACAAGACACCUUCUUGAUAGUCACUUUUAAUUUCCUUAACCUACCUACAAACACAAGAAACAACAACAUAAAGAGCGAGGGCACAGGAUAUAUGGAGCUAUUCCCAGCACAACCAGACUUAUCUUUGCAAAUCAGUCCUCCAAACAGCAAAGCAUCAUCAACUUGGAAGACGAAUACAAAUAAUAAUACUAGUGCUGAAGAUAAGAUGGAUUUACUCUUCUGGAGAAGAGCUUUGGAAUCAAGAAACUCAAAACCUGAUAACAAUAAUACUACUAAUACUUCUUCUCUUUUUGAGCUUUCUUUAUCCAAUCCUAAACCUUCUCCUCAGCUUAACUCUAGCCAUUUCCAUUCCCUCCAAAACACUAAUAACUACUUCAUCCACCCUUUACAGCAAAAUCACUUUAUAAACCAUCAUCAUCAGCAGAAAAAUCAAGAACUAAUUAACUCAGAACUUAGUUUUUUAAGACCUAUAAGAGGAAUUCCAGUGUACCAUCAAAAUCCUCCUCCUACUCUUCCUGCUUCUCAUAAUUACCCAAUAUUUGCUCACCAAACUUUUAACAAUACUACUAAUACUACUACUACUACUGCUACUACAGCUACAUUACCUAUACGUUCUUCAUCAACGAACCCUUUUCAGUCCCAGCAUCAUCAUCAAGCUGGGCUAAUGCGAUCGAGAUUUUUGUCGAGGUUUCCAGCUAAACGUACCAUGAGAGCUCCACGGAUGAGGUGGACUAGUAGUCUUCAUGCUAGAUUUAUUCAUGCUGUUGAGCUCUUGGGUGGCCACGAAAGAGCAACACCCAAGUCAGUUCUUGAGCUAAUGGAUGUGAAAGACCUCACUUUGGCACAUGUUAAAUCCCAUUUACAGAUGUAUCGGACAGUUAAGACUACCAAUAGAGCUGCAGUUCCAGCUUCUUCAGGCCAGUCGGAGGUAUUCGAUAAUGGGUCUUCUGGGGAUACUUCAGAGGAUUUAAUGCCUGACAUGGAGAAUUCAAGAAAGUCUGAUUUAUCAGACCAACAAGGCAGAAAUAGUAUGCAUCUCCAAGACAAAGAUUAUCAUGGUCUUUGGAGCAACUCUUCAAGUAGGGAAAGUUGGCAGCUGCAUGGCAAACUUGGAGAUUACUCUGGGAUCAUGCCAUCUCUUGAGAAAACAGAGAAAAAGCAGCAUAAAGACGUGGAAGCAAAUGCAAAUUGCUUAAACUAUGACAGACUAUCAGGAGAAGUGAGCUCAUCAAGCAUAACAGAGACAAGUCCAAAGAAGCCUAAUCUUGAGUUCACUUUAGGAAGGCCAUCAGAUUAACCAAAAAAAAAAAAAAGUAAAAGAAAAUAUCUAUGCAGCAAAUAAGUUGGUAUUCUGCUACUCAUUUUGAAAUCAUUGUAAUUUCUGAAAAGGGAGCUGGUUUAAAGAAAAAGUAACAAGGAAGAGAAUCAGGUACCCACAAAAACAGAGAAAAGCAAAGGAAAAGAAAAAGAGAGCUAAAGAAAGACAAGGAGGCAAAAAAGACAGGAAGAAGGCAAAAAGAGAAGGGGAAAAUCUGUGACUCCUCUGCAUCAAACAAUAUGUUAUUUUAUUCCCUUCUAGAGAGAGUGGGAAAGAGGAAUAUGAAAUCUAAUUGAUUUUGUGUAUUAUUAGAGUAGUCAUUGGAGGGAGAAAGAGAGAAAGAGGCCUUUUAUCCCUCUCUUUUUGUAACUAUAGUAUCUAGGAAGUGAUCUUUUAUCCUUGGUAAUUGUAUGACUUACUUUAUGUUAAAGAAAAGAAAUGGAGUGGUGUAUUUUUAUUGGGAA